This is a messenger RNA of Cylindrotheca closterium, 1107 nucleotides long. NCBI's taxonomy places the organism in Eukaryota, Bacillariophyta, Bacillariophyceae, Bacillariales, Bacillariaceae. The record is from the annotation of a GenBank genome assembly.
AUGGCGUCCAACAGCAAUGAAGAAGAGGCAUCCAUGACCAUGCAACAACGAGAAGAUUGGCUACGAGAGCGGGGAGUAGAGAUUGAACCGCCCCAGACUGCCACUUCCGAAUCCUGCUCUUCCAGCACUACCGGUACCAUGUCAAGCAUUCUGGAGCAAAUGGCGGGUGUUGGAUUGAAGGAAGACGAAGACGACGUCUCCAGCAACAACGUGUCAUUUGUAUGCGUCCCUCAAGAUGAAUCCAAGGAAAUCUUUAGUUUGAAGCUACCAGCUUCUCUAGCAAAGAACGCUAACGGCGACCUUCUUCCCAAAUACGUCAAGCCCUACUUUGCUUCGGAUCGGCAAUCCAUUGAUACCGCAUUGCUGGAGCAACAAGCCACUAAGCACUUUGCGGGGGGCAAUUUGUCUGGUCUAGUAGAAUCCAACAUUUCUGCUGCUUCCAUGAAUGCGGCUGCUGCCAUGGGGAGUGUCGAAACCUUUCCUCUUGUUCAUCCUGCGGAUACCAACGGCUACACUGGAGUCUACAUUUAUUUGGACGAAGUUGGCAUGCUCAAGAAACUGCCGAAUAACAAUCGAGCCACUCGUAUCGCAGCCACUUGUGGUUUCCAUCCUCCUCCCAACUUUUAUGGAGAUGUAUUCAUUGGACGAGUCACUUCCAGACCAACCUUGCAAAAUGUCAACUUUGAAGUCCAUGAUACCAACCGAGAAUCCCAGUGGAUGCAACGAGCAAUCUCUGAAAACCUUAUUUGGCAACAGGAACUGAACAAGGUGACCAACAAGACGUCGGAAGUUCAACCACCUGCGGUUGGGACGGAAGGAAAUACCGCCGAAGAGAACAACUUUUCGUGGACUCAAGAUGAAGAAGAAGUGGAGCUGUCCGUGUUGCCACCAAUGGAGGAGUCGUCAUCCUUCAAUAAGAAACUCGUAAAAGUCAUCUUUCUCAGCAAAAAAGUUAAAGUGAAAUAUGACAAGCAAGAUAUUCUGGAUGUGUCACUGUAUGGCGCAAUUGAUGUUGACGGGUGCACAUGGACCAUUGACGGAUCCAAUAUUGUGAUCACAUGUGAAAAGGUGGAUACUGGCACAUUUUGGCCUCGCAUAAGCCCCUAG